CGAAGGGAGGGGGGAAGGGCAGGUUCUACUACCUAGCACACAGGAGAGGAGAGAGUUUGUAGAGCGAUUUGGACUCUUUGGACUUUUCCCAGUCUACCAACCGUCUUCCUGCUUGAUCCGCGUCCACUCUGAACAAAGCGAGCAGAUAGGUCAUCCGAGCGCGAGCGCGUGGGUCUGGGCGGUUGUGUUGUUGUGGUUAUGCUUCCCCCGAGGCUGUCCAUAAGCAAGCCUGCGUCAGUAACAAUUGUUCUGUCUCAUGUUCAUCCUCGGAACCUGAGCGAACCGACCCGCAGCGCGCGUACGAGCUUCGGGUGGCUGUAGCAAGAGGCAGGGCGCUAUUCUGUGCUUGCGUAUGUGUGGGCGGCUUGAGUAGUGUGUGUGUGUGUGUGUGUGUGUGUGUGUGUGUGAGAGAGAGAGAGAGAGAGAGAGAGAGAGAGAGAGAGAGAGGCGGGGGAAAGUGUGGGAGAGGAGAAGCGAGUAUACGGUAGCGAGAGUCGGAAAAGGAGGACAGGUUCUACGUGCAGAGCAGUGAAGGAAACGGUGUGUCUUAGCGAUGGCCGUUAAGAAAAAGGAAAAGAUGGAGCCGGAAGAGGAAGUACCUGAUAGCAUGCAGGGGGACGAGACGGAGAAUGAAGAUAAGGUAGACAGAGGAGCGUCUCCAGAUGGAGGACAAGCAGGCUCGAAGUCAAGUUCAGGAGGCAAGAUCUUCAUCGGCGGACUAUGCUGGGAGACGACGACAGAAAAUCUGACCAGGCACUUCAGGAAGUAUGGAGAAAUUAUCGAUGCCGUCAUCAUGAAAGAUCGGAACUCGGGUCAUCCUCGUGGUUUUGGCUUCGUCACAUUUCGGGAUCCAUCCAUAUGUGAUCGUGCGCUGAAGGACACGCAUUGCAUCGAUGGACGAACGGUCGAAGUCAAGAAAUCCGUUCCAAGGGAGUGCAUGAAAGGGCCAAGGACGAAAAAGAUCUUUGUGGGUGGCUUGCCGCCAUCUAUUACCGAUGCGGAAUUUAAGGAGUAUUUCUCGAAGUUCGGUAAGGUAGAAGAGCAUCAGAUUAUGCAGGAUCAUCACACAGGGCGCUCACGCGGGUUUGGUUUCGUCACGUUCGAGAGCGAGAACACAGUGGAGGAGGUGCUUGCGGAGGGAACACGGCAAGAAAUUGGGGGUAAAGAGGUGGAAAUCAAGAAAGCGGAGCCGAAGCGCCCACCUGAAGCCGGCGGCUUCGGAGGGCAAGGGGGCUUUGGCCCCCCCGGUGGGUACGGAGGAUAUGGCGGCCCAGAGGCGCUGGUUACGGCGGAGGCUAUGGCCCUGGAGGAUAUGGUGAUGGGUACGGCGGGGGAGGCGGUGGGUUCGGCGGCGCUUAUGGCGGAGGCUAUGGCGGCGGGGGAUACGGUGGCCCCGGAGGCUAUGGCGCAGGGAGAGCCCCGGGUGGCGCUGGAGGUUUCGGUGGACGCGCCGGUGGCUAUGGCGGAAGCGCGGGCAGCGGAGGGUACGGCAGCGCGGGAAGCGGUUAUGGCAGCGGGGGGGGGGGGGGGGGGGGGGAUGGGCCUGGGCGGAUAUGGGGGAGGCGGGGGUGGGGGUGGGUAUGGUGGUGGGAGCUCCCUUGCUGGAGGUUAUGGAGGUGGUGGCAGCUCGUACGGCGGGGGAAGUUCGAUGAGCGGGGGUUAUGGGAGUGGGCUUGCCUCUUACAGUGCAGGCCUAGGGUCGGGCGGGGGUUAUGGCAGCAGUCUGGGUGCCUAUGGUGACGGAGACUCCCCCUAUGGGAGCGGUGGGUAUGGGAGUUAUGGCAGCGCCGGAGGCAGCGGCGCUGGUUAUGGAGGGGGUGCUUAUGGGGCUGGUGGAUAUGGUAGCGGUAGCUUAGGGGCCAGCGGAUACGGUAGUAGCAGAGCUGGAUAUGGCGCCGGUGGUGGUCCUGGGCCUAGCAAUGGGCGUUACCACCCUUACAACCGCAGCUGAGAGGCGCAUACGUCGAUACAAAGUCUCUUGUUGGUGUUCAUCGUGAGCUCUUGGGCAGCCGUUUGUGGAGUUGCCACGCAUGAUCGACGUCUGAGGAAGCCGGUGUUCUUCUUUCCGUGUGCGCUUGUGUUCUCCCUCUUCACUCGCACUCCCUCCACGCCGUGAUGUGUGCUAAUGCGUCGGUGCUGUCGCCAAUUCAAGUGGACUUUUGAACUUGUCGAGGUGUAGGUUAGGAACAGAACUCGCUUGAAAUUUUUGCUUCUUUGGGCCAUCCUUCGCCCUCUCCGUUUUGAUACAAGUGUAGUAGAGGCUCCGCUUCGAAAAGGAACUGUUUUCAUUCUCUCCACGUUGUUAGUCUCUUUUCUCUUCGUCAGAAAACUUGAUGCUCGUUAUUUGCCUGUGACAUUAUGAAUGUAGUCGACACCCUUGUCCCAUAACGUUGGCUGGUCAUUUGGAAGGGUUAGUGGGGGCUCUGCUGCCGCGAACUGGAUUGUCUCACGCCUGUGUUGGUUUUAAAGUAUAUUCACCCACCCAGCGACAUCAUCCAAUUGUAUGUGAGUCGAUUUAGCGUCCAACAUUUUUCGGUGUCUCUUGUAACAUUAUGAUGCAACGUAAGGGAAUCUUUGUCCAUGUCAUGUCGUUGGCUGCCCCCCAAGAAAGGGAUGUUUGUGUCAGUUGAUUUAUUAGAAACCUGGUGUCUGGGGAUUGUGCGGGUGUGGGUGUGGUGAAGGAUAUUGCGGGACUGUGUGGGUGUGGUGAAGUGUAUUGGGGAAUUGUGUGGCUGUUGCAAGUAUAUUAUAUUAUUAACCCUUGCGAUGGGACAUGAUCUGAUGUGAUCU
This is a messenger RNA of Chara braunii, 2790 nucleotides long. The record is from the annotation of a GenBank genome assembly. Lineage: Eukaryota; Viridiplantae; Streptophyta; Charophyceae; Charales; Characeae.